GGGGGCGGGGCGGUCACGUGGCCCAGCAUGGCCGGCGGGGAGGGCGCGAGCGCCGCCCAGCGGCGGCGGCGGCGGAAGGAGGAGGACCCCGGGGUGCGGCUGUCCAAGGCCCUGAGCUACGUUCUGCGCCACGGGGCUGCGGCCGAGGGGCUGCCCAUGGGCCCGGACGGUUUUGUCGAGGUGGGGGCUCUGCUGCGGCUGCGGCGCUUCGCGGGGGUCUCGGAGGGCGACGUGCGCAGGGUGGUGGCCACUGACCCCAAGGGUCGCUUCGCCCUCCGGCCGGACCCCCUGAGGGUCAGAGCCAACCAGGGGCACUCCCUGCCGGUGCCGGAGCUGGAGCUGACCCCCCUGCGCAGCCCCGGGGCGCUGCCCCCCACCCUCGCCCACGGCACCCGGCGCCGCCUGUGGGGCCCGAUCCGGGCGGGGGGGCUGCGCCCCAUGGGGCGGCAACACCUGCACCUGGCGGGGGGGCUGCCGGGGGACCCCGGCGUGCACAGCGGGAUGAGGUCGGACUCGGAGAUCGCCAUCAUCAUCGACGGCCCCCGGGCGCUGGCGGACGGGAUCCCCUUUUUCCGCUCGGCCAACGGGGUGAUCCUGACGCCGGGGGACGCCCAGGGCCGGAUCCCCCCCAAAUAUUUCCUGCGGGUUCUGCAGCUGCGGCCGCGCCGGUGUGAACUGCCCCUGGACGGGCCCUGGGACGAGGAGAGGGGAGAGACCCCCGGAUGAGGAUGGGGGGGGGGGGGUCUGAGCCCCCCCCCCACAAGGAUUUGGGGGUCCAGCCUCUCCCCCCAUAAGGAUUUGGGGGGGGUCUGAGCCCCCCGGGCCCCACAGGCCCCAAUAAAGCCCCCCCGAGCACCA
Messenger RNA from Vidua chalybeata, 858 nucleotides. It is a transcript of the gene TRPT1, whose product is annotated as tRNA phosphotransferase 1. Gene Ontology annotation, biological process: tRNA splicing, via endonucleolytic cleavage and ligation. The transcript has 7 exons. NCBI's taxonomy places the organism in Eukaryota, Metazoa, Chordata, Aves, Passeriformes, Viduidae. Gene Ontology annotation, molecular function: tRNA 2'-phosphotransferase activity. The record is from RefSeq and is a predicted model, not a curated record. Bases 28 to 726 code for a protein of 232 amino acids.